Molecule: messenger RNA, 992 nt
Organism: Aureobasidium subglaciale EXF-2481
Lineage: Eukaryota; Fungi; Ascomycota; Dothideomycetes; Dothideales; Saccotheciaceae
Exons: 2
Coding region: 218-850 (210 amino acids)
Source: RefSeq, a predicted model, not a curated record
UCUGACAGAUAAGCAUACAGAUCUAUACUUAAACGGCAUAUCGAGGCGCCAGGAUGGUCAAUCACGUCGCAAGUACGCCGCUUCCUGCAGCCCUAUGGCUGACGAAGCUGGCUAGACACUGCCAUUGGCAGGGCAGCAAUUAGACUGCAGGACUGAGAUUUGCUCUCUAACCCUAAACAAUCAAACCGCCUGUUCGCAAGGACUUCAGUUUGCUAUCAUGGUGAACAGGUUGGCGCCGAGCUUAACAUGUCCUCGAGACACUACUCAGACCGUCCCAUCUGCGGGUAAGUCAUUCCGACUCGACGGUGCAGCUUUCGCUCUCUACUUCGUGUGGUUGACGGCCAUACUCUUGGCCAUGUAUACCGAAUGGUCUCGACGUACUCGCCGGUUUGUCAAAGGCUCAGAUUUCGAACAGGCCAUCAGACUUCCCUUCCUGGCAGGUGUCGUGCCCGCUAUCUUUUCCAUGGUUUGGGCUGUUUCGACACCCCUGUCAUCCGACCACUAUGCACAGUCUCAGGCCACGAAAGACUUUGUUGAGAGAUGUUCAAACAUGUCAACUAUCAAGUUCAAGUCUUCUGUUGCGAUGAAAGAAUUCCUUGACGCCUGCGACAUGAUCUGGGACCGCAUGGACGCAGAUAUUGGAGGUAUUGGUGUCAGAGUAUCAUUCUAUAUCGCAUUAGCGAUGACGAUCGUUUCAUCUUUCGGAGGACACUCCCACCAAGAGAGAACGGCUGUUAAGGACGUUGGUACUGCCCAGCUUGCGUCAAUGCUGUCUAUAAUGGUUGCACUGCUGAGGUCAUAUACCAUCUUGAAUUUCUGGCAAAUUAUGGCCGCUACCUUCGACGUCUGACGCUCACUGAUCCGACAAAGGCUCCAAACAAGAUCGACCCAUGGAAUGUCCGAGCCUUUGCUUGAAUGCCCGCUGCUAUGCCUGCUACUACUGUGACUGACUGGUUCCUAUGGACUCUACCUGCGGCUGUGGCUGUGUUGAU